CAUUUACCAAACCAUAGAGCUACAGUAAUAAACAGUAAAAAGUUUACCAUAAACUCAUCAAAAAGAGAGAGAAGUGAAGUGCAUAAUAUUUUUAGAUGUAGAAAUCAAAGGUGUCAUCUGAAUAAUUAUUAAAAUAUUAUCGAUCGUGAACAUAAAAGGUUAGAGUAGUGCGAUCUAAUAUGCAGAACAACCCCCAGGAGCUUUCAUGGCAGGCGAUUCAGGCUAUCGUCGGGGUUAAACUUCCACCAAAUGUACUACGCUUUGAUGAUAUCGGAUUCCACUUAGUCAACAAUACUGUUUCAAGCGCUGAAGAUUCUGAUUCGGAUGUAGAAAUAGUCGAAAAUGAUUGGGAGUCUGAUAAUAAUGUGUCCUCCAGACCCGAUCAUUCCGACAAUGAAAAAACUACGUCCCCCGAUAGGGAACAAAGUGAGUCACCCGUUUUACGACUCAUAGAGCCCGACAAUAACAAUACAGGCAAAGAAACUUUAGAUUACAGAGAAUAUGACGAAAAGAUUGAUACUAAAGAUAUAUCUCCAAAGGAACAUAUGACACAAAUCCAAAUCGAUGAUGCUGAUAGUUCAAAUGGUAAUGUUAUGUCUAUUGAAAACUAUUUGGAGGUCACUUUAUCUACUGACUCUGAGGCUAGUCAUACUUGCAACCAAUGUAACCAAAUGUUUUCUAACGAAAACUCUCUGGCCUCACACAAAUGUAGUGCUAAACCCACCGAAGAAAAAAAGUACUCUUGUCAUGUGUGCUCAGAAAAGUUUCCAAGCUCCUGGGAUCUCAGGAAACACCUAAGCAGCCAUUUUCCUGGAAUGUUGGAAUCCAAGUCAAGCUUUUGUCACCUUUGUCAAAAAGACUACACAAAAACAGGAUUCAUGAAUCAUUUACGUAAACAUACGGGUGAGCGUCCAUUUGUUUGUGAACUUUGCCAUAAGGCAUUCUCUCAGUCGAGUUCACUUUCCAUACAUAUGAAGUUCCAUCUCAAUGUAAGAAAACAUGCUUGUACUGUAUGUGAAAAGAAAUUUGUAACCAAAAGUGAACUAUCUCGGCACAUGACAGUGCACACUAAACAAAAGUCCUAUUACUGUGGAGUAUGUGACAAAGCCUUCACUCGCUCAGAUAAUAUGAAGAAACAUGAGAAAACUCAUGGGUAAAAUGUUUUCGAUAAAAUCAAACGAGAAUAUAGUACUGUGAACAAUGUCAUAAUAUAACAUGCAAUUCAAUUGCAUUCUGAAAUCAAAAUUGUCAAUAAUGUCUGGUCAAUUCUGUUGCCAAAAGCAUUGUAGUUAUUACUUUUCAAGAAACUAUAAUUUCUGAUUCUCUUAUUGCCAAAAAAUUAGUUAUAAUAUGUUUGUUAAGAAUAGAACUUUUACAUUGUUUAUACUAAAUUUAAACCUAUCAUGAUCUAGUUCAUAUUUUAGUCAUUAUGGUGUGUUUCUGUGUUUAUGCGAGUGUUUUAACACACUCAAUGUGUGCUGCUGUAAUUGCUUGCAAUUUUUUUUUAUUUAUAUUAUUUUCAACUGUAUGUUUGGGUUACUAGUGAAUUAGUAAAAUGUAUUUGCAGGUGCUCUACAAUAAGGUCACACAUAUCUCAAUCCAAUGUUGCCUUUUAGAUAUGAUAAAGUGAUAUUUUAAUAUAUGGAUAUUUAUGUAGGUGGAAUGUCCAAAGGUCCGAUAGCCUUAUUGUAAUGUUUACAUUAGAUAAAAGGAAACAUGUUGGUUAUUCAAUUAUGAGGCCUUUGAAAAGAUAUCACCAAUUAUUUUUGUAAGCUUAUUGGUAGAGGUGACCAUUAUGGGAUUCUUGGUGUUUACUCAAACAGGACAUAUUAUGAUAAUAGAGGAAUAUCUAGUAACCUAUUAAGUAAUGUCUAUUAUAUAAGACCAUUAACCAAAAUUUCAUAAUUAAGCCUGCUUUUCAGAGUUUGAUUUAAGGGAGUCAAUGUUCUGAGUCAUUUUUAUUUUAAUAAUCGGCCGAAAUUAUCGUCAUUUAUUUUCAUAAUAGAGCAGGGUUCUGUAAGGACCUUUAUCUACAGUCUCAGUUAAUUAAAAAAGCAACUAUUGGGUUUCUUCAAUUUUAGUGAAAUAUUAUCAAAUCUUCAAAAUCCUUAUGCCACCAGGUCCUCACUAUGAUCGAGUAAAUACCAAUUUAGCAUUAUGGGCUCCCCUACUACAUAAUUAUACAUAUUACCUAUUUUACAUGAGGUAUGGUACUAGACCACCAGUUAAUGAAAACUUUGCCAAAUUUUUAGAUAAGUAUUUCAAGUGAUUUUAAUUACUGUACUGUGUUGUAACCAAAGCAAUAACAUUUUUAAUGUGCCUAUUCUUUAUAAUAAUUAUUAUAAAUACAAGUAUACCAAAUAAUUUAAUUAUUUAGAAUUAAUAGAUUUAAUAAUUGAAAAUCUGUAGGUAACUAGUAAGUUACUAUUUUCCAACUGUGAAUGAAGUAUGAGGAAGUUACUCUGUAUUUCCUUGUUGGUCUCCUAAUAUACUAGUUAAGAUAAUGAACAACUUUAAUGAUAUAAGUUAAGGUUUAUGAAAUGAGACCUUCAUUAAACAUCACAAAUGUUUAACAGUGCACAUUAUUUAUUUGUAACUGUUUAGGAACAUUAGUUAAUUAGUUUGCUAUUUGAUAGACAAGGUCCUUUGCUAUAAGACUUUUAGACCAAAAUAAGUAACAAAAAUCCCAAAGAAUAAUGUACUGUCAUAUUUUAUAAUUGGCUAUAAAACCAAAGGCUAAACUUAUAUUGUGCCACUUGGAUUUCAUAUACUGGUUGUAAUAUAAUGCCUUAUUAUAUUGUCUAGGUUAAUUUUAACUAAAAUAGACAAUAAACAUAUAUGUAUAUUUAUUAUAUAUUAUAUUUAAUGUUUUAAGUAUUUAAAUUUGCAUGACUUGUUUGUAGUUUAAGAAAUCGAUAUUGAGCCAAAUGAAAUAAAAACGCAAAAUCUACAAGACUGACGAUAAUAUUCAGAGUAGGUAUAAACUUGUGCACAAAAUCAAUUAUUUAUUCAUACUGUUUAUAAUUACAAUUUACAAUGUUCUAUUUAUCAAAAAUGCACCUUGUUAAAAACUCAUCAUGACAAUUAGAUUAAGUUCCGUUUGAUAUAUAAAUUAAAAAUAUUUUAUGAAAAUGUGUAAUAAUAAUUGCGAUUUUAUUAAAGAGUUGUUUGUUGCAA
Messenger RNA from Spodoptera frugiperda (fall armyworm), 3177 nucleotides. Its product is annotated as protein FRA10AC1 homolog. Gene Ontology annotation, biological process: regulation of transcription by RNA polymerase II; dephosphorylation. The transcript has 2 exons. Bases 180 to 1157 code for a protein of 325 amino acids. Gene Ontology annotation, molecular function: phosphatase activity; RNA polymerase II cis-regulatory region sequence-specific DNA binding; DNA-binding transcription factor activity. NCBI's taxonomy places the organism in Eukaryota, Metazoa, Arthropoda, Insecta, Lepidoptera, Noctuidae. The record is from RefSeq and is a predicted model, not a curated record.